This is a messenger RNA of Helianthus annuus (common sunflower), 2445 nucleotides long. Its product is annotated as probable L-type lectin-domain containing receptor kinase S.5. The record is from RefSeq and is a predicted model, not a curated record. Gene Ontology annotation, cellular component: plasma membrane. The transcript has 3 exons. Lineage: Eukaryota; Viridiplantae; Streptophyta; Magnoliopsida; Asterales; Asteraceae. Bases 143 to 2206 code for a protein of 687 amino acids. Gene Ontology annotation, molecular function: carbohydrate binding; protein kinase activity; ATP binding. Gene Ontology annotation, biological process: protein phosphorylation.
ACAAAAAAUAUAUAUAUCAAACACCACUAGCAAUGGAUCUUUCCUAGCACCAACCACCACCCCCAUCACCUUCUUCCUCCUCAAAAACCUAAAUUAUUCCACCCACACACCAUUUUCACCACCACCACCACCACUUGAGGAGAUGGGACUAACCCUAACAACCACCACCGUGUUCUUCCUCAGCUUCUUUUUCUCCGCCGCCGCAAAGUUCCAUACCUUCUACCGUCCCUACCACACCUUCAACAAAUCCUUGGAGGAUAAAGCCAACUCCGAGCUAGCCUUCCAAAAUGACGCCAGGGUGAGCCAAGACGCCCUACAAGUCACCCCAGACACCGGCAACAACAUGGCCGUAUACGACCUCCACAACCAAUCCGGCCGGAUCAUGUUCAAACGACGUUUCAAACUUUGGGAUGGCGAUUCCACCUCCAACUCCACCGUAGCCUCUUUCAACACCUCCUUUCUCGUCAACAUGUUCCCCGUCAACGGCACUCCCGGUGAAGGCUUAGCCUUCUUAAUCGCCCCGACCAUCGACAUCCCCGAAAACAGCUACGGCCAGUACCUCGGCCUCACGAACCAAACUCUAGACAGUCAAACAACAAACGGCGUCGUAGCUAUCGAACUCGACACCGUAAAACAAGCCUUUGAUAUUGAUAACAACCACAUAGGUCUCAACAUCAACUCCAUCAGAUCUGUCGUUUCCAAAUCGCUAACACCCUUAAACAUCACUCUCGCCCCUCCAACGGCGUCGUUUCAUAACAUUUGGAUACAGUACAACGGAACUGAAAAGGUGAUACGUGUUUAUAUAGCAGACCAGCCGGAAAAAACCUCACCCACACCUCCCAUGCCGAAAACACCCAUCAUAGAACAUGAGUUAGAUCUUAGAAAAACCGUUAAUAAAGACUCCUACAUCGGGUUUGCUGCAUCAACAGGGGAUUCAGUCGAGUUAAACUGCGUGUUACAAUGGAACAUAACAGUUGAAUACAUCCCGGGGCCGAAAAGCCCGUUACCGACGAUCUUGAUCGCCGUUGGGGUUCCGUUGGUGUUGGGGCUGGUGGGGUUAGCGGGUUAUUUGGGUUACCGGUUGUAUAAGAAGCGGUUGGUGGACCGGUCGCAGUCGAAUAUAUUGAGCCGGUUGAGGACGCUGCCUGGAAUGCCGAAGGAGUUUAGGUUUCGGGAGCUGAAGAAGGCGACGAAUAAUUUUGAUGAGAAGAGGAAGCUUGGACAGGGUGGAUACGGUGUCGUUUACCGGGGGGUUUUGCCGGAGGAAAAUGUUGAGGUGGCUGUCAAGUGGUUUUCGCGGGAGAGUUUGAAAGGGGAAGAUGAUUUUUUGGCCGAGCUUACGAUUAUUAAUCGGUUACGGCAUAAACAUCUUGUUCGAUUACUCGGAUGGUGUCACAAGAACGGAAAGCUCCUGUUGGUGUACGAGUAUAUGCGAAAAGGUAGUCUCGACAUGCACCUAUUCACCGUAACCGGCGAACCGCUGAGCUGGGCCCUUCGUCGCAAGAUUCUAGCCGGUGUCGGCUCCGCCUUACACUACCUCCACUACGAGUACGACCAAAAAGUCGUUCACCGUGACAUCAAGGCAAGCAACAUAAUGCUUGAUUCCGAUUUCAACGCCCGGCUCGGUGACUUUGGUCUCGCACGUGCCAUCGACAACGAGAAAACAAGUUAUGCAGAGGCCGAAGGCGUGCUUGGAACCGUUGGUUACAUAGCCCCAGAAUGCUUCCACACCGGAAAAGCGACUCAACAUUCCGAUAUUUAUGCGUUUGGCGCGUUACUAAUCGAGGUCGUUUCUGGUCAACGCCCCGGGACAAAAGUCAACGGUUUCCAGUUUAUGGUUGACUACGUAUGGUCGUUGUAUCGGGAAGGUCGUAUAUUAGAAGCGGUCGAUAAACGCCUUGCGGAUGAUUAUGACACAGAGGAAGCCACGCGGUUCUUGAUGUUAGGGCUAGCUUGCUCGCACCCGAUAGCCAACGAGAGGCCGAAAACACACACCAUUGUGCAAAUGCUAGCGGGGUCCGUGGCCGUACCACAGGUCCCACCUUUCAAACCGGCUUUUGUGUGGCCCGCAAUGAUGCCGAUUGAUGAUCUUUCCCAAGCUACCUCAAUCGACACAACCCCACUUUCGAUUAGUCAAUACGAGACCGAUUGGAGUCCAUUGAGUCGGGAAAAUUACUCGGGCUACACGGAUCGAUCUAUGGUUUAGUUUCUUUUGGCUCGACUAUAACCUUUGGGAGGGUGCAUUCUUUAUGGUUCGUUUUUGUUGUCAUUUUACAAUUUUUUUUUUUUUGUCUCGUGAUGAUGCAGGAGAAAAUUUUCUGCUUGUUAUAAUAUUUGAAUCAUGUGUUUCAUAGUUUAUAACACUAAAUUUGUUUGUUUGUAGACUGGGGACAAGUGAUACUUUGUGUAUAAAUUUUAUGGCCUAAAAGCUUUUCUUUUUUACAA